UGAGUAGUGUACUGUAUCUUUAAGACCAACUGGAUCCAUCACAGAAGACUCUUCCUUUACAGCUCAUUACUCUAGAGUGGAUCUUUUCUGGACACUUUGUUGAGUAAUAGUCUUUAUUAUUACUGUGCAGGAUGGCCUCAGGCACAUAGAGUGGAGAGCCAACAUGAAACACUUCAGCAUGACAUGUUUCUGGAUUGUUUUUGCAUCACAUUUGGUUUUCCUGCCACUGACAGUGUGGUGUAAGCCUGUCAUCUCCCCCAACGGGCCUCACAUUGUUGUCCCCAAGAGGGGGAAGCUGGAGCUUUAUUGCCAUGACAAUGCAACCACGUCUGGCGUGCCGUCCAGGUUGAGGUGGCAGAGGGAUAAAGCUCGCAGACUGGAGGGCGAGGUGGGGGAGGGCGGCGUGGUUGUUGUCAAGGUACCUGCGGCACAAGCCUACCACAUGGGCCGCUACACAUGCAUCAACAACAGCACACAAGAACACAGCUCCAUCUAUGUAUACGUGAAAGACCCUGUUAAUGCGUUCCAGCGCACCAUGGUCAAUGUCAUCCUGGUGCGGGCUGGGGAGAACUGCACCAUUCCCUGCCUCGUGACUGACCCUGAAGUCACCCUGCUGGCUUUGGAGACAUGUGACGGGCGACCUUUGCCCUCCAAUAUGAAUUACUGGACCCACCGUGAGCAAGGUGUUAUUAUUGGCAAUACAAGGAAGGAGUUUGAGGGGUGCUACGUGUGUGUGGGCCAGAGAGGUGGAGAUAAUGUGACAUCCAGCCAGUAUACUGUGGAUGUACGGCAAGUUCCAGAUGUGCUUCCAAUCAUCACAUUGUCUGAGAGGGGCAAGGUUAUCUUGCGGAAAGGAGAGAGGUUUGAAGUUACUUGUAGCUCCUCCAAUGUCAAUCCAGACUUUAAUGUCAAGUGGGACUACCCUUCAACAGCGCAUCCAGAUGAAUCCCACACCUCACACAUCCUUCCUGGGUCUCAUGGUUAUCAAAGGGGCUCCCGGCUCGUGAUUACAUCUGUGGACCAAACAGACUCAGGGACAUACCGCUGCUCAGCCCACAAUGAGAGAGGCAGCAGCUCCACAGGACUACAGCUGAAUGUCUGUGAUAAGGGGUUCAUUACCAUGUUUGGCCAUCCAAGUCCCAUCCGAGCCGAUGUGCAAGAAGGGGAGAGCCUGAGUCUCAGAGUGGAGUUUGAUGCCUAUCCGGCACCCGGCACACUGUUCUGGUCUUACAACGACAAACGACUGCUCAACACCACAGAGCACGUCAUCACAAUCCACAAACACAAAUACAGGUUCAUCAGUGAGCUGAGACUGGUGAGAGUUCUUGGCUCAGAAGGUGGGAUCUAUAAAUUCUUCACCAGCCAUGAAGACGCAUCCUUUGAAUAUUUCUUUGAAGUAUAUGUCAAUAGUAAGCCAGUCAUCAUCGCCCAGGAAGGGCCAGUCGAUGGUCAGGUCAAGUGUGUGGCUGCUGGUCAUCCAGUUCCUAAAAUCAGUUGGUACCUGUGUGCUCUUCCUCACACAAGGUGCUCACAGCUGCCCAAUGCCACCCAAUGGGAAACCGUAGAUGUCACCAUGGUGACAGAGUCCACCUUUAGCAGGAGUGAGGUGGAGAGCCGAUUGAACAUCAGCAAGGUGCACGCCAACUACCAUACGUUGGAGUGUGUGGCUUCGACAGAGGGAGAAGAAGCCUUCACGCUCUUCUCCAUCAGCGAGCGACUUGUCCCCCAUAAACUGUUCACCCCGCUUCUAACUGGCAUAGUGGCCAUCGGCGCCUUACUCUGCCUGUUCCUUGUGGUUCUGCUCUAUAAAUACAUGCAGAAACCAAAAUUUCAAAUCCAAUGGAAGGUCAUCGAGAGUAUCCAUGGCAACAACUAUAUAUAUUUUGACCCCAACCAGCUUCCAUAUGACUCCAAAUGGGAGUUUUCCCGACAGAAGCUACGCUUUGGAAAAACGCUUGGUUCUGGGGCUUUUGGGAAGGUGGUAAGAGCCACAGCAUACGGCCUGUGCUCGGUUGACACCAUCACAACUGUUGCUGUCAAGAUGCUCAAACACAAUGCUCACGCCACAGAGAAGGAGGCGCUGAUGUCAGAGUUAAAGGUGCUUAGUUAUCUUGGCAACCACAUGAACAUCGUGAACCUGCUGGGAGCCUGCACCGUUGGAGGUCCAAUUUUAGUUAUCACUGAAUACUGUUGCUAUGGCGACCUCCUCAACUUCCUGCGCAGAAAAAGAGAGUCCUUCCUAAUUUCCCAAAUUGGUGACAGCUACUAUCGCAAUGUCUCCAAACACACACAGCCAACAAGCAGAGAGGUGGCAGGUACAGGAUAUAUGCCUAUGCGUCCAUCUGACAAAGAAAGAUCCUCCCAGUCAGAUGAUGUAGAUGAGCUUUCUCUGGAUUCUGAAGAUCUUCUCAGCUUCUCCUACCAGGUAGCCAAAGGGAUGGAAUACAUCACUUCAAAAAACUGCAUCCACAGAGACCUCGCAGCCAGGAAUGUUCUACUGACUCACGGCAGGGUGGCCAAGAUCUGUGACUUUGGCUUGGCACGGGACAUCACCACCGAUUCUAGCUAUGUGCUCCGAGGCAACGCACGUCUCCCAGUCAAGUGGAUGUCUCCCGAGAGCAUCUUCGAUUGUGUCUACACAUUUGAGAGUGACGUCUGGUCUUAUGGCAUCCUGCUAUGGGAAAUCUUUUCUUUGGGUAACAGUCCCUAUCCUGGGAUGCAGGUGGGCUCAGCAUUUUACCGACUGAUUCAAGAAGGCCAUAGGAUGAGCAAACCAGAGUUUGCACCCACUCAGAUGUAUGACAUGAUGCUCUCAUGCUGGAAUCAGGACCCCUUGAAAAGACCCCCUUUUAGAAAACUGGUGGAGAGAACUGAACUCCUUUUGUCAGAAAAUACCAGGAAUGUUUACCUAACACUGAACAACGCUUCAGGGCCAUCAGAGCAGCAGAGGGUGCCAUCACGAAGGCUGAGCUCAGUGUGCAGCACCACAGCACCCACCCAGCCUUUGCUGCAGAGCACGGCUGACGUCUUCCUGGACUACGUCUGAACCACUUCUCACAUUAAUUUAGUAGAAUGUCAUACGAAAGGUUCUAGUCAAACCAUGGUAUUGUUCAGCGUACGUAGUAUACAUGGAAAGUCCAGCAGCAGAAUGUGUGGUCGUGGCUAUAUUUUGUCAUCAUUUCAAAGACGUGCAUUCUGAGCUGUCUCUUUUUAGGUGUUUUUAUAUCAUUAGAAUGCACAGUAAAGACAAAGACAUGCACGUUCAAGUCUCACAUAAGGAUUGCGGAAAAAAAUCCAAAAAAGUGCAGUUUUCCUUUAAAUACUUCAGUUUUCUGUAUUAAAUUCUACUAAAUUCUUGUGGAGACAGGUUGCGUGCACACGCAUACAGUACAUACAAUAUAUACACACUCAUAUCUAUACCAUUUCUCAACAAACAGGAGCCAAAUUGUUCUGUGCAUUCAAGGUGAAUGUAGAUCACUGGGCUUUAUGUGGUACAAGGUGUAUAUAAGCUGCACUGCUUUCAGUAAUGCUUUCUGUCAACUGUUGUAUUGAUCUGUGUGUUACAACUUUCAGAUGCAUGUCGACAAAAAGCAAAGUCCAGCACGACAACAUAAACAUAAGCAGUAUGGUAGUGAUGAAUCCAGACUGGGAUUAUACAGUAUCUUAAAACGCUUGGGCAAAUAGUUUUUUAUCUGACUCAAUUGAAUGUGUGUCAGAGAGAGUCAUCUCUGAGUAGGGCUGAGCCAGCUGCUUGAUAGCAAACUUAGCUUAGCAUCAAAACUGGGAACACAAAACUGGAAAUUAUGAAAUAAAAGGUCAUAAUUAUGAGAUAAGAACAUCCCAAUUAUAACACAAAGUCAAAAUUAUUAGAUAAAAAGUCAGAAUUGUAAGAUACAAUCAUAAUUAUGAGGCAGUAAGUCAUAUUUGUGUGAUAAGAAGUCGAGAUUACCAGAUAAAAAGUCAAAAUUAUGAGAUAAGAAAAUCAUAAUUAUGACAUAAAGUCAAAAUCAUGAAAUGAAAAAGUCCUAAUUUUGGGAUAAAGUCAAAAUUAUGUGAUGAAAAGUCACAAUUAUGAGAUAAAAAGUCAAAAUUAUUAAAUAAAAUGUCAUAAUUAUGAUAUUAAAAGCCAAAAACAUAAACAUGCAUUGCUUACUUACCUUAGCACCAUUGCCAGAAAUACAGAAAGCACACUGAUGUUGGCUCACAUAUUUUAGCAUCUGCUUGUUAGCAAACUUAGCAUCAUGACCAGAAGCUCACUGAUCAUUAGCUUAGCAUCAUGGCCAGAAAUACAGAAAGCAAACAAAUAUUUCCCACUCGAGGUGGCUUGUUAGCUACCUUAACUUGGUAUCAAGACCAAAAACACUGAAACACCUCAAAUGUACUUAGUUUGACUAAAUUUAAUCUGUUUUAUCACCAAAGCAGCUUGCUAGCUACAUUAGCCUAGCAUGAAAACCCAAAACAGAUAGCUCAGUCAACAUAAACUUUACCUAAUACCUCUCUUCACAUUAUACACAGUUGUUUGUUUGCUGCCUUAGCUUAGCAUUAGCAUCAAGAAUGGAAACGUUGCUUUUAAGUUGCUUUUGUUCAGCGUAGUAAUGGUGUUAGCCUCACAUUUGGGACAGUUUGUUUUUUACAAAUCCUAAUUUUACGGGACCAGCUAUCAUCAAAUUGGCCUUAAUAAUUCCUUGAUGAAGUGUCUCCCUGAGAGUCAACACCACAAGCAAGUGGUAACUGAUAAAUAUCAACAUAUGAUGUCUGCUACCAGAGCCUACAUGUGUACAUAUAUUUGAGUAGUGUGAUUUAUCAACAUAUACAGUAUGUAUUUGUGGGGUCAUUUGAGUUUAGCACGAUUGAUUGUGGGUUCUCUUUUGUCUCAUUAUGUGUAUGCAAUGUAAAUACAAUAGAGAUGUGCCUUUAGAUUUUGACUGGGUAUGUUUGGAGUUUCCUGCAGUUUUGAUACAGUUGGUUGACUUGUAAUAAUAAAGAAGGUACCUGUGACGGUA
This is a messenger RNA of Doryrhamphus excisus (bluestripe pipefish), 5003 nucleotides long. It is a transcript of the gene kitb, whose product is annotated as KIT proto-oncogene, receptor tyrosine kinase b. The record is from RefSeq and is a predicted model, not a curated record. Gene Ontology annotation, molecular function: transmembrane receptor protein tyrosine kinase activity; ATP binding; growth factor binding. Gene Ontology annotation, cellular component: signaling receptor complex; plasma membrane. Gene Ontology annotation, biological process: positive regulation of MAP kinase activity; positive regulation of cell migration; Kit signaling pathway. Lineage: Eukaryota; Metazoa; Chordata; Actinopteri; Syngnathiformes; Syngnathidae.